CGGAUGACGUAUGAUGCAAUGUGGAGUAGAGUUGUCGUAUUCUAGCAUUCGAAAUUUGGUUAUUUUCUAACAUAUUGUAUAGGUAUUAGUAGUUAUUUACGUUGACAAAGUACUUGGUGCUGUGGAAAAGUUGAAGCCAUGGCUAAUUUCGAAGAGAAGAAACAUCUUAUUACUCGUAACUUGCAAGAGGUCAUGGGUGAAGAAAAGCUGGUCGAAAUCUUGAAGCAACGAGACGUUAAAAUCUAUUGGGGCACAGCUACCACAGGCCGACCUCACGUAGCAUACUUUGUGCCUAUGUCUAAAAUAGCUGAUUUCCUUAAAGCCGGAUGUGAGGUAACAAUCUUAUUUGCAGACUUACAUGCCUAUCUGGAUAAUAUGAAAGCGCCAUGGGAUCUCUUGGCACUUAGAACUGAGUACUAUGAAUCAGCAAUAAAAGCCAUGUUAACAUCACUUGAGGUACCUUUAGAGAAACUUCGAUUUGUCCGUGGUACAGAUUAUCAAUUAAGCAAGGAGUUCACAUUAGAUGUGUACAGACUCUCAUCUGUGAUUACUGAACAUGAUGCAAAAAAAGCUGGAGCAGAGGUGGUGAAGCAAGUUGAUUACCCAGUACUAAGUAGUCUGCUAUACCCUGGCUUACAAGCAUUGGAUGAAGAAUAUUUGAAAGUUGAUGCACAAUUCGGUGGUGUUGAUCAAAGGAAAAUUUUUACAUUGGCUGAGAAACAAUUGCCUCGACUUGGUUAUGCUAAGAGGAUACAUUUAAUGAACCCUAUGGUUCCUGGUCUCACUGGUGGAAAAAUGUCUGCAUCAGAGGAGGAUAGUAAAAUUGAUUUGCUAGAUAGUCCUGCUGUUGUUAAAAAGAAGCUUAAAAAAGCUUUCUGUGAACCUGGUAAUAUAACUGAAAAUGGUAUUCUAUCAUUCACAAAACAUGUAAUAUUUCCUUUAAUGAAACAGGAUGAGGUUUUCAAAAUAUGCCGUGCGGAGGAACACGGAGGUAAUGUAGAUUAUUCCAAAUUUGAAGAUUUAGAACAGGCAUAUGCAAAGCAAGAUAUCCAUCCAGGAGAUUUGAAAGCCUCCGUAGAACAAGCUAUUAAUAAACUUUUAGCUCCUAUUCAUGAAAUUUUUAAAGAUAGUAAACUUCAAGAGUUGACUAAAAAAGCUUAUCCACCAGUGAAAAAAAUUGCAGCUGCGGCCGCUGUUGAUGAGGUAACUCCUGCUAAACUGGAUAUAAGAGUGGGUCGCAUAGUAGAAGUAUCUAGACAUCCUGAUGCAGAUUCUUUGUAUGUAGAAAAAAUUGAUUUAGGAGAAGAAGAACCAAGGGUAGUUGUAUCUGGACUUGUAAAUUAUGUUCCAAUAGAAGAAAUGCAAAACAGAGAUGUGGUGGUAUUAUGUAAUUUAAAACCUGCUAAAAUGAGGGGUAUAGAAUCAAAGGGUAUGGUUUUAUGUGCAUCUGUUGAUGAACCUAAACAGAUAGAACCACUCUUGCCACCUAAAGAUUCCCAGCCAGGUGAAAGAAUUGUUGUGGAAGAACAUGAUAAUGGUGAACCAGAUGAGGUGUUAAAUCCAAAGAAAAAGGUAUGGGAGAAAUUGCAAGUUGAUUUGAAAACAAAUGGCGAUUUAUUUGCAGUUUGGCAAGGGAAUAAACUGAUCAGCAAAGUCAGUGGUAAUCCAGUAACAACGAAAUCCUUAAUAAAUGCUCCCAUAAAGUAAUUUGUUUAGCGUUAUAAGUAAAAAUAAUUUGCUGGUAAUCGCAUUUUUGAAUUAUUACAUUUAUAAGUAUGCAUUUUACAUUAAACUUCCACAAUUACAUUCAAAUUAAAUUAUUUUGAUGUACAUAAUGUAUUUUUAUUUUGAACAAAAUAAAUAUUACUUUAAUUUUUAAA
Papilio polytes (common Mormon) is the source of this 1880-nucleotide messenger RNA. It is a transcript of the gene TyrRS, whose product is annotated as tyrosine--tRNA ligase, cytoplasmic. The record is from RefSeq and is a predicted model, not a curated record. The transcript has 2 exons. Gene Ontology annotation, biological process: tyrosyl-tRNA aminoacylation. The coding region runs from base 139 to 1707 and encodes 522 amino acids. Gene Ontology annotation, molecular function: tRNA binding; tyrosine-tRNA ligase activity; ATP binding. Lineage: Eukaryota; Metazoa; Arthropoda; Insecta; Lepidoptera; Papilionidae.